AUGAUUUUCGGAACAGCCAUCCAUAAUAUUAUCCGACAUUCCGUAUUCCGCCAGCACAACGGUAUCCGAAAAGUCAGUCCGUUUAAUACUCUGAUAUCGGUUCGUCGCUCGAUAAUCAAAGAAUACAGCAAAAUGACUUACCAGAUCGAAGAGAGAGGUUCGCCCAACACAAUUGACUACAAAUUAUACAUUAAAAAUGAAAAUGGUAUAGUUUCACCAUUCCAUGAUAUUCCAUUGCUAGCUGAUAACACGGGCAAAGUUUUCAAUAUGGUGGUGGAAAUACCUAGAUGGACAAAUGCAAAAAUGGAGAUCAACACAAAGUCUUGUCUUAACCCAAUAAUUCAAGAUACUAAAAAAGGCAAAUUACGUUUUGUACCAAAUGUGUUCCCACACAAAGGUUACAUAUGGAAUUAUGGUGCAUUGCCUCAAACUUGGGAAAAUCCUGAAUUACUGGAUGAGCAUACAGGGUGUAAAGGGGAUAAUGAUCCUUUAGAUGUACUUGAAAUUGGGUACAAAGUAGCAAAACGAGGAGAAGUACUGAAAGUAAAGGUUUUAGGAACUGUUGCAUUGAUUGAUGAAGGUGAAACAGAUUGGAAGAUACUAGUUAUUAAUGUAGAAGAUCCAAUUGCUCCUGAGGUGAACGAUAUAAAAGACAUUGAAAAACAUUUUCCUGGUCUAUUAAAAGCCACUGUUGAAUGGCUAAAAAUUUACAAAAUUCCUGAUGGCAAACCGGAAAACAAAUUUGCAUUUAAUGGUGAACCCAAAGAUGCUGAAUUUGCUUUAAAAAUAGUCAGUGAUACUCACGAAUAUUGGAAAACAUUAUUACAAAAAGAAAACACUGAUGGCUUGUCAUGUGUGAACACGACAUUGAAUAAUGCUUCUACUAUUGACAGUGAGAAGGCUCAAGCAAUAUUAUCAGAGAGUUUGCCACUAUCUGAGCCUUGCCCAUUAUUACCUGAAGUUGAUAAAUGGCAUUUUGUAAAAUUAUAAAAUGAUUACUUUUCAUAAGAUCAGCAGUUAUUUAUUUGGUGAAAUUAGAAAGUGGUAUCAAAAUAAAUAAAUUUUUUGGAAAAUAUUAA
Messenger RNA from Melanaphis sacchari, 1079 nucleotides. It is a transcript of the gene Nurf-38, whose product is annotated as inorganic pyrophosphatase. Bases 1 to 990 code for a protein of 329 amino acids. Gene Ontology annotation, molecular function: inorganic diphosphate phosphatase activity; magnesium ion binding. Gene Ontology annotation, cellular component: cytoplasm. The transcript has 8 exons. Lineage: Eukaryota; Metazoa; Arthropoda; Insecta; Hemiptera; Aphididae. The record is from RefSeq and is a predicted model, not a curated record. Gene Ontology annotation, biological process: phosphate-containing compound metabolic process.